Molecule: messenger RNA, 1731 nt
Organism: Cryptosporidium ubiquitum
Lineage: Eukaryota; Apicomplexa; Conoidasida; Eucoccidiorida; Cryptosporidiidae
Product: putative low complexity protein
Exons: 1
Coding region: 1-1731 (576 amino acids)
Source: RefSeq, a predicted model, not a curated record
AUGUCGGAAAGUAUUAAGGCAGGGUUAAAACCACCACCUCCAAUUUCAAAAAAUACGAUGAUUGGAAAGUCACCAAAAGACUUGCCUGGACCUAAAAAAUUACCAGGAGCAGGUUUGGUAAAGAUAAACUCAAAACCGGAUGAUUUGCCACAAUUGAAACCUCCGGCACCUAAAAGCCAGGUAACAAAGUCGGAGACACCUGAACCAAAAUCGGUAGUUUUAACAAAGCUCAAAGCAAGCAUCAAGCCUAUUACUGUGAAAAAAGUUGGUAUAGAUGCUCCUAAGAUGGGCUUACCUAAUAAAGAUGAUUCAUCUACGAAGCAGGGGUUUCCAAAAAUGCCAAUAAGUAAGAUAGAUUCUUCAAAAAGCGUUGCUUCUCUUGAAAAAGCCCCUCCAGCAAAAUCAGUUGAUUUGGCAUCAGUACCUUCAAAAAGCGAAGUAAAAACAACUCCAACUGUUAAAUUUCAAAUUCCGGUUACAGACUCGUCUACAAAAGCUGAAUCUAAGAUAGAACAAAAGUUGGAAUCUCAACAAGAGCCUUCUUUGCCAAAGUGCUCUGAGCCAAAAGCUAAUUUAAUUCCCUCCAAAGAGCAGACCCCAAAUCCUAAUUCGGUUCCGAAUAAGCCCCCUGUUCCUUCUCCAUCUAAUACUCAUGCACCGGCUAGCCAGGAAUCUGUCUGCUCAAAAAACCCAAUUAAUAAAACAAAUGUUAAUUCAGGAAUGAAUCCAAACAGUAACUUUCAGAAUGGAAUAUUACCCCAAAUGGGAGCUGGAAUUAAUGGAACUCCGAAUUUUCAAAAUUUAGACCCUGCAAUAUGGCAAAUGGUUACAACUAUCGCAGCAAUUUGUAGUGCCGCAUGUCAGAAUGGUGGAAGAAGUAGAAACAGACAUUGCUGUAGAAAACAUCAUUCUAGAAAGCAUAAAAAAGAAACUGAGCUUAAAGAUGUUGACAGCAAUAGUAGCAACAAGGAAUCAAUUGAUUUAAAUGAACUUCAAGUUGACCAAACUCCAAAAGAAAGUGUUAAUGACAAUAACAAAAAGACCGGCGAAAGAAAGUUAAAUCAAAAUGAUAAUACUGUUAGUGGGACUAAGUGGCAUGGAAUAGAGAAAAAGAUUGCUACGAUAAGAGGAUUAAGGGAUCUAGAAGAUUCUGAUUCCAAUUUCGAUGACGAUGAAUUGGCUGUAUCUAAUGCGUUGGCUCAAGGAAUAGGCCAACCACGAUAUUCUGAUGUGGUUGAAUUCCCUAGUGAAAUUCCAGCAUUUAACGGACAUUCAAAGACCAGAAGAUAUCUAGCAAAACAAGGAGUCUGUACUGGUCCAAAGUUUUCAAAGAGCCCAUUUGUAGGCGGACUUUCUGCAGCAAGAAGAAGACCAUAUAGCAGUCUCACUGAAAUGGCAGCUUAUUUCUCAAAUAUUGAACCUCAAGAUCAAAAUGAUGUUAUUGUUAUGCUCUUGGCAUGUAGAAAACUUGAAAAACAAAUUGAAGAACAACAGGUAGUCAUGCAACUUUUAGAACAUGAUUUAAAGGAAGCACAAUCCCUAUUGAGGUUCCCCCCAGAAUGGAGAUCUCUCAACAGUAAUGAGGUCUUGGGCCAUUCUCCAUUGCCUGCUGGACAGAUUCCAUCAACCAACGAUCCUCCAUACGUUUCGAAUCAUCCUAACAUCGAACCACCUUGGGUUAAUAAGAGACCUAAGGAUGGACUACCUUCAAGGGCAUCUACAAAACUAUAA